AGAUACCAAGCUUCUCCAGCAUUUGCUGUAGAGAGAAAAAUACAGCGAAAGAACCAUGGCAGGAGCUUGCUUAUCUUCUUCUUGUUUAAGCUUCACUUCAAAAUUCAAUACCCUUUCUCUCAAUAGACCAAACCCAUAUACUAAUGCAUUUAAGCCCCUCAGCUUCUCUGCUAACACUUCUCUCAAUCUCUUCUCUAAAGGGAGUGGUUCAAUGAGUCCAGUGGGAAUGCCGUUGCGUCGUUCCAUUGUUUGCGAAGCAGCUCCAACGAAGAAGGCGGAUUCAGCAGCCAAAAGGGCAAGACAAGCUGAAAAGAGGAGACUUUACAACAAGGCUAAAAAAUCUGAGGUUAAGACUCGGAUGAAGACAGUUUUGGAAGCAUUGGAAACUUUGAAGAAGAAAACCGAGGCACAGGCAGAGGAAGUUAUUUCUGUUGAGAAGUUGAUUGCGGAGGCAUAUUCAGCAAUCGAUAAAGCAGUGAAAGCUGGAACACUUCACAGGAACACUGGCGCGAGAAGAAAGUCUCGACUUGCUAGAAGAAAGAAAGCAGUUGAGAUCCAUCAUGGCUGGUAUGUUCCAGCUCCAGUCACUGAACCUGAUCUUGUAGCCACAGCUUGAUAGUCAUCCACAUUUUCCAUGUUCAAUGUAAAGCAGUGGCACCUUGUGGAAAAUUCAGAUUCCUAGAGUAUGAUCAGAUCACUUCAUUUUUGAUAUUGUAUAUGACCUGGUUGUGCAAUCAAUUUCUCCUUUUUCA
Lycium barbarum (goji berry) is the source of this 752-nucleotide messenger RNA. RefSeq names its product small ribosomal subunit protein bS20c. The coding region runs from base 56 to 616 and encodes 186 amino acids. The transcript has 3 exons. The record is from RefSeq and is a predicted model, not a curated record. Gene Ontology annotation, cellular component: small ribosomal subunit; ribosome. Gene Ontology annotation, biological process: translation. Lineage: Eukaryota; Viridiplantae; Streptophyta; Magnoliopsida; Solanales; Solanaceae. Gene Ontology annotation, molecular function: small ribosomal subunit rRNA binding; structural constituent of ribosome.